UACUUAUAGGUAAAGAAAAGGGAAAAAGAAGAAACUUAGGCUCAACCCGGGCUGAACUGAAAGUCCGGAGUAGCGCCGGAAAAUCGUUCUGGGAUUUCAAAUUGACCUAAAAGCUUUUUAGAAGAAGAAUGGAUAGGCUAUCGAAUGCGUUUUCUUUGCUGGAUAUUGAUGUGGACGAUCAUCAUCCCCCACCGGCUUCAUCAUCUGCUUCCAAACCUUCAGGUAAGAGCAAAAUCAAUGGGAAGGGCUCAACUGAACUGAAACCGGCAUUGCUUUCGGAAAACUACAAGUUACCCCUUGUUUGGAUUGACUUGGAAAUGACUGGUUUGAAUAUUGAGACUGAUAGAAUAUUGGAGAUAGCUUGUAUAAUUACAGAUGGCUAUCUCACCAAAUCAUUGGAGGGUCCUGAUCUGGUUAUCCAUCAAUCUAAAGAGUGUUUAGAUAGAAUGGGGGAAUGGUGUCAAAAUCAUCAUGCAGCUAGUGGAUUGACAAAGAAGGUGCUCCAAAGUACAAUUAGCGAAAGAGAAGCUGAAAAGCAGGUCAUAGAAUUUGUAAAGAGACAUGUUGGUACAUACACACCUCAUUUAGCUGGAAAUUCAGUUUAUAUGGAUUUUAUCUUUCUGAAGAAAUAUAUGCCAGAUUUGGCUAGUCUUUUCUCUCAUGUAGUAGUUGAUGUAAGCAGUGUAAGGGCUCUUUGUAUUCGCUGGUAUCCAAGAGAUCAAAAGAAAGCCCCUGCCAAAGAAAAGAAACACAGAGCCAUGGAUGAUAUCAGAGAGAGCAUAUCCGAACUUAAAUACUUCAAGGAGACCAUAUUUAAAGCAAAAUCCAAGAAGUGAAUGCCAAUUGCUUUUGAAGACAACUUUGAUAACAACAGCUUUUGCUAGUCUGUGUUGACUACAAUUAGAUGAUUCAAGUUUUAGUACAAGAAAUGUUUUUAUGUAAAAAACUAUUUGAUAGUCGGCCUUAGCAUAUGGUAAUCUUUUGAAAUAUAUGUUUAUGCAGUUGUGCAAUGGCUGGUUACAGCAUUAUCCUU
Messenger RNA from Gossypium raimondii (Peruvian cotton), 1033 nucleotides. RefSeq names its product oligoribonuclease. The record is from RefSeq and is a predicted model, not a curated record. NCBI's taxonomy places the organism in Eukaryota, Viridiplantae, Streptophyta, Magnoliopsida, Malvales, Malvaceae. The coding region runs from base 129 to 836 and encodes 235 amino acids. The transcript is spliced from 8 exons. Gene Ontology annotation, molecular function: 3'-5'-RNA exonuclease activity; nucleic acid binding. Gene Ontology annotation, cellular component: mitochondrion.